Molecule: messenger RNA, 456 nt
Organism: Boleophthalmus pectinirostris (great blue-spotted mudskipper)
Lineage: Eukaryota; Metazoa; Chordata; Actinopteri; Gobiiformes; Gobiidae
Product: palmitoyl-protein thioesterase 1-like
Exons: 2
Coding region: 89-367 (92 amino acids)
Molecular function (GO): palmitoyl hydrolase activity
Source: RefSeq, a predicted model, not a curated record
CUUUGAUAAAAUUCGCAGUUUGCAUUGGAUUAAAUGCAAAAUCUUAUAUUGAAUUAGAUUUGUUUAUCUGUUGGUUUAUUGCAGAGUCAUGGCGGCGUGUUUCGUGUAUUUUCUGGCCACUGUUUCUUUGCUGUUUGUAGAAGGAAGUCCAGUUUUUAAACCCAACAAUGAAACAACUCCAGUGGUCCUUUGGCACGGGAUGGGCGACAGCUGCUGUAACCCUCUGAGCAUGGGCUCCAUCAAGAGACUGAUCCAGCAGCAGAUCCCCGGAGUCUACGUCCUGUCACUCAUGAUCGGGAAGAAUGUUAUCGAAGUAAAACAAUAUAUUUAUUUUAACUUAGACUUAGAUGUAGACAAAUUUUACUGAUUCUCUUACAUAAGGGUGAGUUGUUGUACAGUUGUAGAGAGUAUUAUCUGUUCCAUUAGGGUAAGUUGCUGUACAGUUGUAGGGAGUAU